Thamnophis elegans (Western terrestrial garter snake) is the source of this 2178-nucleotide messenger RNA. It is a transcript of the gene VSIG10L2, whose product is annotated as V-set and immunoglobulin domain containing 10 like 2. NCBI's taxonomy places the organism in Eukaryota, Metazoa, Chordata, Lepidosauria, Squamata, Natricidae. Gene Ontology annotation, molecular function: protein binding. The record is from RefSeq and is a predicted model, not a curated record. The transcript is spliced from 11 exons. Bases 1 to 2178 code for a protein of 725 amino acids.
AUGGAUUAUGGAUUGGCAAAGAAUAUACAACUCAACAGCUUGCUGAAAGUCCUAUAUAUCCUCCCAGCUGUGGUUUAUGGUCAGCUUCUCCCUUUGGAAGAUGCAGACUAUGAUGAACAAGUGAUCAAAGGGGUGCAUAACCGCUCGGUGAGGUUGCCAUGUGGUGACAUAGUUCAACCCCUGGUUGUCUUCUGGAGUUUCACCAAACCCAGCUCCCUCAUCCCCAGAGCUGUGGCCAUCAGCAAUGGCCUUGAGUCGAAGGUGGAGAAGGCCUCUGCCAUUCUGGGGGAGAUCAGUUUGAGGAACAGCACCUUAGAGAUUAAGAAACUGCGACAAGCAGCUGAGGGACAUUUCAUGUGCCAAGCCAUGUACGAAGUGGAUGGAGAGAUCAAAGUGGCUUAUUCCUACAUUGAGCUUCUCGUCUUGGUCCCAGUUCCCAAGCCCUUUCUGCAGAUUAACAAUUCAACACCCGUGGAAGGCAUGUCGGUUGUGAUGAUCUGCACCGUGAAAGAAGGGACACCUCCUAUCACUUAUUCUUGGCAACGCUACACGAACCGAGAUGGCCUGGUAGUUCUGGCUGAAGCAGGGAUGCAUCUCUUAAACCUGGCCUCAGCAAACCGGACACACAUGGGCUGGUACACCUGCGCAGCCCACAAUGAGGUCAACAGCCAAACCAGUGAUGGGAUGUACCUUGACGUUAUCUACGGUCCAGAUGAACCAGUGAUCAGCAUAGAGCCAUUUGCAAUUAACCAACAUGGCUUCUCAGCCAAUGAACAAGAAGAGGUGAUUAUGACCUGCCUAGCUUCUUCCAAUCCUCCCAGUCACUACAUUUGGUUCUACAACAGCUCUCAAGUCUAUUCUGGACAGAAGUACGUGAUUGCCAGAAUCUCCCGGACUCAAACAGGCAUCUAUACUUGCCUAGCUCAGAAUAUGCACCUGAAUACUCGGACUCAGGCCACUAUUAUCUUGACUGUCUAUUGUGGAGAACCUCCGGUGACCCUCUGGUGGAGAGACUGGAGGCAUCAUGUGCUGGGAAGCAUGAAAUCAUCACACCAGGUUUUCAUCAUGAAGCCCAAUGCCACCCUUGGAGGCAAGACGUUCACCUGCAUGGCUGCUCACCCUCUGUGGGCAAGAACCUCUGAGUGCCACAUCCAGCUGGAACCCCCCAGGAUUACGGUGCAACAGUCCCAGGUGUCGUUGUUUGAAGGCAGCGAGGUCCAAUUGGCCUGCUUCCUCCAAGGUGCCUAUUUGGGCUCUGAAGUCUUCUGGUACAAUAAUAAGAACCAGCCCAUUACAGCAAGCACUAGGAAAUACCACCUGCAGCAGGAGAAUACGUGGUUUAAUUUGACUCUCCAGGACACCGAAUGGAUACGGGACAGUGGCACCUACCGUUGUGCUGCCAUCAACGCUGUGGGCAACGCCUCUGCCACCAUCAGCCUCCAGGUAAAAAAAUAUCCCAAGCCACCCAAUGUGACAAUCAGCAGACUGAUGUACACUCGCCCACGUACAGAGGUGGAACUGGAAUGGGAAACUCGAGGCUCGGGAAACCUGACUGGCUUUGUAGUCCAGAGAAGAGAAGCCAAAAAGACCGGUCCAAAGCAGAUGGCCAGCAGCUGGGAAACGGUGGCCAACAACAUUGACCCUGAUGUCCGUGGCCGAAAACUGGGUGGCCUGGAUCCUGCAGUGGCCUAUGCUUUCCGGAUCCUUGCAGUCAACCAUCGCACUACCGGGCAUCCUUCUGAAGUGAAGACCCCAGCUGAUCCUCCUUUCAAUGCAUAUCCUGUGGUGAUCGCGGCUGCUCUGUCAGGAAUGGUGGUGGCAACCGUCAUCUCUCUCCUAGUUUUUCAAUACAUUGUUCGGAACCGGGAGAAUAAUCCAAGGUUACAUGACCUGCUCUUCAGAAUGGCUGGAGCUGAAAGUCGAGAGCAAAUUGGGACUCCGGAAGAUGCUGAGAUGCCAACAGGAAUUAGCGAUGAAGCCAAUGAGCAAGUUGAAGAAGCGAGUGAGCAGGUUGGAGAGACUUCCACAACAACUGGGGAAACACCAGCAGAGGCAAUUCAGACGGAAGCUGUGGUGACCUCGGAGGAUCCACCAGGGGCCCAGGAAGAAGUGCCAGCCCCCAGUCCUCCUCCUGAGGAUCCAGUUAACGUUACAAUCACCGUGACAGCCACCCCAUGA